This is a messenger RNA of Anarrhichthys ocellatus (wolf-eel), 1614 nucleotides long. RefSeq names its product meiosis specific with OB-fold (gene meiob). NCBI's taxonomy places the organism in Eukaryota, Metazoa, Chordata, Actinopteri, Perciformes, Anarhichadidae. The record is from RefSeq and is a predicted model, not a curated record. Gene Ontology annotation, molecular function: single-stranded DNA binding; single-stranded DNA 3'-5' DNA exonuclease activity. The transcript has 13 exons. Bases 7 to 1398 code for a protein of 463 amino acids. Gene Ontology annotation, biological process: resolution of meiotic recombination intermediates.
AACAAAAUGGCUGCUCAGACCUACAUUGCCAUCUCUGAGCUCCACCCUAACUUCUCCCACCCGACGGUGGCAGGGAUCAUCAUUGGGAAAACUGAUGUCAAAAGCUUUCCUGACAGAAAAAAUAUUGGUGUCGACAGAUUCACUUUUGGCUUCACCAUUAAGGACUCACCUGACUUCUUCAUUAAUGUGACGGCCUGGGGGAACGAUGGAUACAUCAACGGGCUCUCCAACAGCUUCGGCACCGGAGACUGUGUCAUCGUUGAAAAUCCUUUAGUUACCAACAAAGACCCAGAGAAAGGGGACAGAUUCUGUCCCACAACACCAAGCCUCUACAGGCUGCUGGUGUCGGAGGCUCAUUCCCAGGUGUUACUGUGUGCCGACACGGGCGCCCUCGACAGGCUGCUGCCACUGAUCCACCUGCCGGUGAAGGACUCCCGAGAUUUCUACUCUCUGGCAGACAUCGUUGCCAACGGGCAGAAGCUGGAUGGCACGGUGAUAAAUAUACUGGCUGCAGUGAAAUCGAUCGGAGAGCUGAAGCAGUUCACCACUUCAGACAGGCGCAAAGGGCAGAGGCUGGAAGUGAAGCUCUUUGAUGACUCUGUCUCUUCCUUCCCUCUCGUCUGCUGGGACAGAGAAGCCAUUCAGCUCGUGCAAACGUUGAUACCCAAGGAGACUGUGCUCUUCAUAGCCGAUGCAAAGAUUGGCUUUGACAGCUUCCGCAACGGCAUGACAGCAACCGUUAACUCGAAAACUAUUAUCACCGUCAAUCCUGACACAAGAGAGGCCAGUCUGCUGUUCAGCUAUGCUAAAGAAGUGUCUGAGUCUGGUGCUCUGGAUCAGGAUGAGAAGCCAGAGGAUGUGCCUGUGGAUUCCAUCACCGACGUGUACACAGUGAGCCAGCUGAAGCAGAAGGUCCAGGAGAACCCUGAAGCUUUCUUCGGCAUCACGUACAGCUUCAUCUCCAGGCUGGACCUCGACUCUUCUGUUUCAAAAGUCAUCAGGACGCGGUGCUCCAGGUGUAAGUUUCAGGUGACUGAGGACGCACAGAGCUGCACCAACCUGUUGUGUCCAGGGAGGGAUCAGGCUCUUUUAGCCGCCACAGGCUUCGACCUCCUGGUGGACCUCACGGACCACACCGGCACCCUGCGCGCCUGCAGCCUUAGGAGCUCAGUGGCAGAACAGACACUGGGCUGUACGACCGAAGAGUUUACACGUUUGACUGAUGACGAGCGGACCGCGAUGAAGUGGAAAUUCCUUUUGGAGAGAUGCAAAAUAUACGUGAAGAUAAUCCCUUCCACCAAACUGAAGACUGGGACCAGGGGGGUGGUCCUGGGCUGCUCAGUGGCUGACCCAGGAGAGGUGAAGCAGCACAUGUCCGCCCUGCUGCAGCGGCUGUGAUCACAGCACACGCUGACAGAGCAGGAAAGCUCGUAUGUUAUAAUCAGCUGCUUUACCUGCUGUGUGCGACUGUUCUGACUGAGAUGUUAACAAGAGAAAUAGUCAUUUUUACAUCUGCAAGAUUUGUGUUUUGUUAAUAGAUACAUUCUCUGUAGUAUUUAUUUAUUUAUUGAACGUAUUUAAAUAUAUAUGUUGAAGUUAAUGUACUGUUGGCGG